GAAGGGUAUUUCGUAUUUCGUACUUUUCGUACUGCACUUGAUUUUCCUUUCAUUUUAAAUAAAUGCUUCAAAAGGCGCUUGUGCUUCGCAAUUCAGUGAAACGAAUUGAACGAUAGGCACCAUUAAAACCUCAAAGAAGAUAGCGAAAUAUACUACGACAAGUAGAAAUGUCUCCCCUCACAGAUGUAUCGAAUUCUGCGGACCCCGCGAAGAAAAAGUCUGGAAAGACAACGAAAAAGAGUAGGGAAGUUCUUUCGACAGAGGAAAAAAUCUUGAAUCGCUUUACUCAAACAGUAGACAAUGCGCCACCCUCGAUGAACCGAAGUCCGGAACUGAUUCCCUUGUAUAUGAAAUGGGAAGACACAAAGAAGAAACUUCGAUUGCUAGUGUCGUUGGCCACAGACUACGCUGAAACCGCGAGAACAAUGCACGAGUCGAGGUCCAAACUAGUGAACCAAAUGGCAGUUCUUUCGGAAARCUCGCCCAUCUUUGACAGCGUGGGGGAAACGACACUGAGCGGAAAAUCGCUCAAGGCAAUCCAAUCGAUCCGCGAAGAACCACCCGUCGGYAAGCGAGCAACGAUAAGCCAGAUUGUCAAGUCGUCGAUCGAAUCCGAGAGCCGAAGCAGUCUCUCGUCUUUGCAAGAGAUUGUGACGACCCAGGGAAUCAUCCAGGAACGAGACUUUCGGGCGCAGGUGAUCGACUAUGCCACAGAAUGGGAAAAAGUGGUKUCGGAAAAAGUCGAGAGCGAGCUGAAAAAGGUUCGCGCCCUGCAGGGGACGCGGUCGCACUACGAGAAAAAGCUCGAAAAGCUGAGGCAAUGGGCCGACGACCUGCAGAAAAAAGGAAAGYCAAUCCCCCCGGCCCAGGCCGAGAAGCUGGAACGGAACGAAGCCAAGCUCCUGGAGGCCUUCGAAGCCCACGAGCAAGAGGCGGGGCGCCUCUGCGUGCUGAUCGAAGAGGCAACCACGAACGGUUGGAGAGAACUGUACCACCUGGUGAAGUAUUAUUGCAAGUGGGAAUCCUUUCGAGUGGAACAAGAAAGCAACAUUUAUUCUCGGUUGCUUCCCACCACUCUGGAAUCGAUGAAGGCGGCCUUCAAGGAGAAUCCAUCGUCGUUGUCAACGAACAAGAACGCAAAGCCAUAGCCACAUCGAGACGUCUUGACGAACAAUUCAACAGUUUUCUCCAGAUACUUCGUAUUGUACUACGUAACAUCCAAUUUGGCACUCUAAUGGAUAGUUUUCAUUCUUUAUUGCAAAAGGCGCAUUUGUGAUGUUCACGCUGAAAUGAAAAUUAUUUUGAUCGUAAGUCAUGGAACGGUAUCAUUCUUGUUUGCAMCGUAUUCACUCAAGUCAUGAUAUUUGGUAUGUUUUGUACUGUAUCGGUCCUGUAGUCGUGUGGCGUACYUACCUACCGUAGUAUUGGUUGCUAGUACCAUACCAGGUACGGUACCACGCAAACAGUAGCAUACGUACCAUUCCUUGUACAUGACACAUACGUACUUCUAGUACUUAUUCUAAUAUAUCGUACUMUUGUAC
This is a messenger RNA of Pseudo-nitzschia multistriata, 1541 nucleotides long. The record is from the annotation of a GenBank genome assembly. Lineage: Eukaryota; Bacillariophyta; Bacillariophyceae; Bacillariales; Bacillariaceae.